Messenger RNA from Sphaerodactylus townsendi, 6109 nucleotides. RefSeq names its product bridge-like lipid transfer protein family member 3B (gene BLTP3B). Lineage: Eukaryota; Metazoa; Chordata; Lepidosauria; Squamata; Sphaerodactylidae. The record is from RefSeq and is a predicted model, not a curated record. Bases 184 to 4545 code for a protein of 1453 amino acids. The transcript is spliced from 21 exons.
CCGCCUUUUCUCCACCCCGCUCUCCUCAGCUGGCGAUACCGCAAUCAAAAUGGCGGCGGAGCCCAACCGAGGGUGAGCGGAGGUGUCUCGGAUCCCUGGUCUCGGGCGGAGAGAAACGGCAGGAUGGAGCGACCGUGGAGUCUCAUUUGCUAUCCCGGACUGUGAGACGGGGGAGCGGAGGCCAUGGCGGGCAUAAUCAAAAAGCAGAUCCUGAAGCACCUUUCCAGGUUCACCAAAAACCUGUCACCUGACAAAAUCAACUUGAGUACUCUUAAAGGUGAAGGCCAACUGACCAAUUUGGAGCUUGAUGAAGAAGUGCUUCAAAAUAUGCUGGAUCUACCCACAUGGCUUGCCAUCAACAAAGUAUUUUGCAAUAAAGCCUCUAUUAGAAUACCAUGGACAAAAUUGAAAACCCAUCCAAUCAGUUUGUCAUUGGAUAAAGUAAUAAUGGAAAUGAGUACAUGUGAAGAGCCACGUGCCCCUAACGGACCAUCACCUAUAGCAACUGCAUCAGGACAAAGUGAAUAUGGUUUUGCUGAAAAAGUGGUAGAAGGAAUAUCAGUUUCUGUAAACUCCAUUAUAAUCCGAAUUGGAGCAAAAGCUUUCAAUGCUUCAUUUGAGCUUUCUCAGCUGAGAAUAUAUAGUGUAAAUGCCAACUGGGAACAUGGUGACUUAAAAUUUACUCGCAUACAAGAGUCUCAGCGUGGAGAGGUGUUGACGUUUAAAGAGAUCAACUGGCAGAUGAUCAGAAUAGAAGCAGAUGCAAUCCAAAGCUCACAACAUGAAAUCAUGAGUGCUCCAGUUCGCCUUAUUACCAACCAGUCCAAAAUUAGGAUCACACUUAAAAGAAGGUUAAAAGAUUGCAAUGUGGUGGCAUCCAAACUGAUUCUGAUACUGGAUGACUUGCUAUGGGUUUUAACUGAUUCCCAAUUGAAAGCUAUGGUACAGUAUGCAAAAUCCCUUAGUGAAGCAAUAGAAAAAUCAGCUGAACAAAGGAAAAGCCUUGCUACUGAAUCCACACCGGGUUCCGCUGCCAUGUCCAGUUCUCAGCAGGUGAAAACACAGCAGACCUCAGCAGCUGUUGAUCAUAAUGAUGCAAUUGUGAAACUGUUCAAUAAUUUUGAUGUUAAAGAAACUUCUUACCAUCUAGUAAUUUCCCAUUUGGACCUGCAUAUAUGUGAUGAUAUUCAUGCUAAGGAGAAGGCUGCCAACAGGCGUAUUUCAGGAGGAGCUAUGCAACUCUCCUUUAGCCAAUUGACAGUAGACUACUACCCUUUCCACAAAGCAGGUGACAGCUGCAGCCAUUGGAUGCAUUAUAGUGAGGCCACCAAAGCCAGAAGUGGAUGGGCAGAAGAAUUAUUACAGGAAUUCAAAGGCAAUGUUGAAUUGUUGAAGCAAGCUGUGAAGGAUCAUAACGUAGAUUCUCCAGUUAAAUCCCCACCUCAUGGAUCUCCACAGCAUAUCCAAACAGGCAAAGAACCGAUGCCUCAAGGAAACACUAAGCCACUUCCUGUGACCUCUGAGCAAUCCAAGGCUAAACUGAUGUCCAGCCCUGUUGUGGUUAGGCUUGCAGAUUUUAACAUUUUUCAGGUCUCCACCGCAGAUCAAUAUCGCCGUUCUCCUAAAACUCUUAUUUCUUGUAAUAAAAAAUCUCUAUACCUCCCGCCAGAAAUGCCUGCCAUUCAUAUUGAAUUCACUGAGUACUACUAUCCAGAUGGAAAAGACUUUCCCAUUCCAAGCUCAAACCUUUAUAUUCAGCUAAAUGCUCUGCAGUUCGUUCUGGAUGAAAGGAGUAUUCUUUGGUUAAACCAGUUUAUGCUAGACUUGAAACAGAGUCUCAAUCAGUUUAUGACCAUGUACAAGUUAAACGACAAUACGAAAUCAGAGGAGCAUGUUGAUGUUCGAGUUGAUGGGUUAAUGAUAAAGUUCAUAAUUCCUUCUGAAAGAAAACAAAACCAUAAAGAUGAUCCACGUGCAAUUUCCAUUCAGAGCUCUGAAAUGAUUGCUACAAAUACUCGGCACUCGCCAAACUGCAGACACUCUGAUUUGGAAGCAGUGUUCCAAACCUUCAAAGACUAUGAAUUUUUCAGCAAAACAUUCACAGAUUUCCCAAAAUCCCCUGACUGUUUCAACCUUCUGCAUCCCAUCUUCCAGCGACAUGCUCAUGAACAAGAUACUAAGAUGCAUGAUGUCUAUAAAGGUUUUAUUGCUCCCAACUUGAAUAAAUGUGCUCUUAAAACAUAUGCUGCUUCGGAUGUCUGGGCAGUGCAUUUUUCCCAGUUUUGGAUUGACUAUGAAGGAAUGAAGAGUGGGAAAGGGCGGCCGGUAAGCUUUGUAGACUCCUUCCCACUUUCACUCUGGAUUUGUCAGCCUUCAAGGUUGGAACAGUCAUACAAUGAGUCUUCUUUCUGUGAUCAGAAGCCUCUUAACAUUCCAAAAAGUGACUCAAGUGACCUAGCAAGUCGACUGCAGCGCAAAAAACUUUUAAAGGAAUAUUAUAGCACUGAAAUAGAACCUUUGACUAAUGGAACUAACAAUCUGGACACUGCUAAUAGCACCCGGGGAUCCAAGUCUGCACAUUUUUCUACUGAUGCUGAUAUAAAUGUUCUAGUUCAUGUCCCAAAACAUGUGAGCUUGCAAAUCAAUCAUUAUCAAUAUAAUUUCUUACUGUUUCUCCAAGAAUCUCUGGUAUUACUUCUGGAAAACCUGAGGAAAGAUGUAGAAGCUGUGACAGGGAACCCAGCAAAACAGGCCAAUGUCUGCAUUGGGAUCUUGCUGAAGAGUGCAGACAUAGCUUUGUUACUCCACCCAGUGAUGCAGGGAGGCACCUGCAAGUCUCCAGUUCUAGAGGAGGGAAGUCCAGUGACAUCAGACCUCUCACCCUUGGAAAAUGAAGAAACUUCUGCAUCAGAAACUAAACUAGCUGCUGUUCAUACCGCACAGACAAACAGUUUGGAUAUGAAUGUUAUAUCACAAUGUAAAUCUAUGAAUUCUGACCUUAGCAAAGCCAUUCCGGCAGACCCUAUUUUCAAAACAGACAGAGAUACGGAUUUGCGAAGAAGUUCUGUUUCAGACGAUGCUUCCGAAAAACUUUUGGGGAAAAUUAAUGAAGAAAGUAGUAGCACUCUUUUCAGUCGAAGUGACUCAGAAGAAGUUUGUGAGUCACUAAGUGAGAAGAGUAAUGCGUAUUCCAAGGACUUGCUUAGUCUUUUAAGUUGCCGAGAAGAUUCGAUUGAGGAAUUGGUAGACAAGGAGGAUGACAGAAGUAUUUUUACAAAUAAAGAAAGUGGGACAGAAAGCUCACUUCUUAAAGCCCCUCAUUUAGAUGCGGAUAGCACCUGGCCGUCUGAAGAACAUGAAAGCAACAGAGAAAAACUUGCCUCAAGUAGAACACUUGCAUUUCAGCCUUCAUUAAGUGGAAAGCCUAAGGAACGCUGCCAGUCCAAUCUUCCUGCAUUCUCUGUUUCUUAUAAGAACAUGAAGAAAAGUCCAUCACAAGCCUCUUUGGACACCAUUUCUAUGGACAGCAUGUUGUUGGAAGAACACUAUUUGGAGAGUGAUGGAAGUGACAGCCACAGCUUUUUGGAGAAAGCUUUUUCCUCAAUGAACCCUGUAGAAAAUGCUCCCGAAGAAAGCACAGUGAUUGAGAAUUAUGGUGGAUCAUCACCAGAUGUCCUCAGCGCAGCUUCAGAAAAUGCUCAAGAUUCAAGUGAAGAAAUGAUGUCUGUCAUGCUCUUUAAAAUAUUUGGUGUUAAUGGUGAAAUUGAGAUCAGAGGUGAAGACACAGCUGUGUGCCUCCUGGUGAAUCAUGUUGUUCCAAAUCAGUUAGGUAAUAUCAGUGUUCGACAUUACCUCAGCAACCGAACAGCAGGUUCAGAUCCUAAAUCUGUGAGUGGACUAGUUAAAUCAACUCCUGAAAUUAAACUGAGAUGGGAAAACGGACCCAGUGCUGUAAUACACUCACUGCUGUCGGAAAAAAAUGGGUUUCUACAGUGUCAUGUUGAAGACAUGAGUGCUGAUUUCUUAACUUCUUCACUUAUGAACAUUGAGCGUUUUUUGGAAGAUGAAAUGGUUGCAGAAGUGAUGCCUAUGAGGAUAAAAAUUUCUAAUACCAGGAUCAACUUAACAGAUGACAGUUCCCGUGACCAGCUGACUGCUCCAGCACCAAUCCCCAAAGUGCUGCAUAUUAACCUACUAAUGGUAGAGAGGAAAGAUGAUGGCUCAUUUUGCAUCGGAGACAACCAAGCCCCUAGCAAUGAUUUAGCAAAGACUGAGACAAGAAAUGAUACAGGGGAUCAAGAUGCAAUAGGUGCCUGCAAAAAACUGAACUGUCUGUCUCAAGCCACACAGACAUCUCCCGAAAUUGCUAGAUCUCUAGAAGCUUUCAAUAUUUCAUCUGAUUUGAUCAAACAACGGCUGAUUGAAGAAAAUGAAUGUCUCAAACAGGAAUUAGCCAAUGCCAAGAUGGCCCUUGCUGAAGCUCACUUGGAAAAAGACACUUUGCUUUAUCAAAUAAAAAGGAUGACUACUGAAAAUCAACGGUAGCAGGCUCUGUAUAGCUGUAGAAGAAGAAGGGAUACUUUCUUUGCUACUGUUUUGUGGAUGCCUUUUUUAAAACCUGAGCUCAGAACAAAACUUGUAUAAAAUAUUCAUUUUUAGGAACAUCUGCAAAGCUUUGGGAUUGCAGAGGAGUGUUUUCUGUGGCUCUGAUUAAGCAGCAGUUAUGCAGGGAAAAUCAGUUUCUAAUAUAUGUAACUAUUUGUUUAAUAGGAGAGAUCCUUCAUUUCAUUGUUUAAUAGGAGAGGUUCUUCAUCUAAGGGGAUGUCCAGAGAAAAUUUGAGGAAAUAAGACGGUAUAAUGGGAGAAGAGAGCUAGCAUGAACAUAUGUUAUAAAAUGUACCAUCAUAUACUGUGAUUGUUGGUAGACACAGUUAAAGGGAGAUUAAAUUUGCACUAUAAAUGUAGUUGGACAUAAGAUGGUCCUGGCUAGCAGCUGAAAUUUGAUGUAGCCAGCCUGUGACUGGUCCCCAAGUCAAUAACAUUUGCCUUGGAGUGAGUACCAGAAGUAGAGCAUGGGAAAAACAUUCCAGCCACACAGGAACCAUAAUGGUGCUUAUGUAAGUGUCUACAGUCUUUCCACAAUGGAUGACAUCAGAUUGUUGCCUUGUUUUCUAAGCAGUUCGUCUGUGUCUGGUACUGAGAGGGGUGACAUUUGUUAUCAGAUCAGGGCUGUUUGCAAGGAUGAUCACUGGUAGGCUCAUUAUUUGCACUCAAUGAAACUCAGCUGCCAUCGAUUUUGGUACCCAGUGAAAUUUAAAACAGAUUUUUGUAAAAAGUGUACUCUAACUGUGCAUCACUAUGCUAGGUAAGGAUGUUAAAUAAUUGCCCUGUAGAGCCUAUGAAAUUCCAUGAACCUGUAAAGUUACAUUUUAAAACAUAGAUUACUUGUAAAAAUUGAAAUUCUAAUUUUCAAAUGAAAGAACUGCUUCAUAUGUAUAAAUAAAAGUACAGAUUUGUGCAAGAUGUUCUAAAUCUGAAGAGUUUUUAAAGCAAUGAGCCAAAAUCCACAUUUGUUAGAAAACUCCUUUAGCUAGAAGUAAAUGGUUAAACAAUCUAAAGCAUUUUAAAGUGGUAAUGUAUAGUAUUAUGUUUUCAAAGAUAAGAAUCCUAAAAUCUAUGACUAGGAGUUAGCUGUUUGCAAAACUGGACAAAAUGGAAAUAAUUUUAAUUAAAGCUUUUCUUUAUUACAUCUAUUACCCCUUGUAUUAGUUUGAAAUCCUACCAUAAAGAGAAGUUUAAAUGUAAAUAUUUACUGAUCAUGGCACAAGUUAUCACAAUUAUCACAAGUCUCAUACUUUUUGCAGUUGAACAUUCCUUUUGGCACUUGUUCCUAGUUUCUGGCUAUUACAUUUUCUUCCAUCCGUUCUUUCAUAUUCCAUCACCGCUCAUUUCAUAUUCCAUCACCGCUUUCUGUCCAAUGGAAGAUCAACAGGCUAUCUUAAAAUGGCCUAACUCCAUGAAAAUGAAAUGUUGUUAAAUCUAAAUUAGGAACAAUGCAAGCAAGCAAUUAACAAAAUGGGUGCUAAUAAAUCUUCAGAUUAUACAUUAA